Molecule: messenger RNA, 1946 nt
Organism: Anas platyrhynchos (mallard)
Lineage: Eukaryota; Metazoa; Chordata; Aves; Anseriformes; Anatidae
Gene: AMACR
Product: alpha-methylacyl-CoA racemase
Biological process (GO): bile acid metabolic process
Cellular component (GO): mitochondrion
Molecular function (GO): alpha-methylacyl-CoA racemase activity
Source: RefSeq, a predicted model, not a curated record
AGGGGCAGAGGAGCACGAGCCGUCCCCACAAGCCGGGGACGAAGUACGGGGUCUCGGCUCCCCGCCCUGCCCCGCCGAAGCGCCUCAGGGCGCCGCCCCGGGAGUCGUCGACCCGUUGUGGCCGCUGGGCGCGGCGCCGAGGAUCGAUGUCUCGGCGCUCGGCAGCCGCCAUCCCCGCCAUGGCGCUGAGCGGGCUGCGGGUGCUGGAGCUGGCCGGGCUGGCUCCGGCCCCGCUCUGCGGCAUGAUCCUGGCCGACUUCGGGGCUUGCGUGGUGCGGGUCGACCGAGCGCCCCGCUCCGCCGUGGCGGUGGACGUGCAGGGCCGCGGCAAGCGCUCCUUGGCGCUCGACCUCAAGCGGCCGCCGGGUGCGGCGGCUCUGCGGCGGCUGUGCGGAGGGGCGGACGUCCUCAUCGAGCCCUUCCGCCACGGUGUCAUGGAAAAACUCGGUCUUGGUCCAGAGGUCCUUAUGCAUGAGAAUCCCAGACUCAUUUAUGCUAGACUUACUGGAUUUGGUCAGACAGGAAAAUACGCCAAGUCUGCAGGACAUGACAUCAAUUAUGUGGCUUUAUCAGGUGUGCUGUCAAAGUUAGGUAGAAAAUCUGAAAAUCCUUACGCACCAGUUAAUCUUCUGGCUGAUUUUGCUGGUGGAGGUGUGCUCUGUGCAAUGGGCAUUCUCAUCGCCCUUUAUGAACGUACCAAAUCUGGCAAAGGACAGAUCAUUGAUGCAAGCAUGGUAGAAGGAAUAGCAUACAUAAGUUCUUUUCUGUGGAAAACACAAAGUUUAGGAAUCUGGAACAGACCUCGAGGUGAGAACUUACUAGACAGUGGUGCACCGUUUUAUGAAACCUACAGGACCUCUGAUGGAAAAUUCAUGGCUGUUGGUGCUCUUGAGCCCCAAUUUUAUGAGCAGUUACUAAAGGGUCUCGGGCUCGAUUCAGACAAACUUCCUGAUCAGUUGAGUUUCUCUGACUGGCCUGAAAUGAAGAAAAUGUUUGCAUCCAUAUUUGCAAAGAAGACACAAGCUGAAUGGUGCCACAUAUUUGAUGGAACUGAUGCCUGUGUGACCCCUGUUUUGUCCUUUGAUGAUGCUGCCUCACAUCAGCAUAACAAACAAAGAAGUUCUUUUAUCAAAAAUGAUCAGGAAGAGAUAAGUCCUAGACCUGCUCCUCUACUUUCAAGGACCCCUGCUGUUCCAUCGCUUAAAAGAGAUCCUUUUAUAGGCGAGCACACAGAAGAGAUACUCCUGGAAUAUGGAUUUACUAAGAACGAGAUUGCUCAACUUUAUUCUGACAAAAUAAUAGAAUUCAACAAACCUAAAGCUAAUUUAUAAUCUCUGACUAUGCAAAUCAGACAAACUUCAGGCUGAUGUAGUAAGAUUUUAUGUAUUAAAUUUAAUUACAUGACAAAUAAAAGUUUGUGUGCUACUACUUUUAAAUGACUGAAGUUUUAGAUUUAAUGGGAGUUACAUAUUUGUGUGCUGGGAUGGUUUGCAGUCUAGGAUGAUAAUGAAAUUGUGUUCUCAAGUUCUACACUAUUUGCCUUAGCAAGCAGAUGUAAAUCCUCAAAAUAUUUUAAAAAUACCAUAUCCUGUGAAUUGGUUGGUUCUUUUGACUCAUAGUUGAUCCAUUGCUUUGUUGUGUUGCAAUUACCUGAAGGCCUUACCUUUUCAUAAAAUAUAGUCAUAUACUUCCUAAACAUAUGACUGUUUACUCAUAGAUUAAAGGGGAUUUUUAUUUUUCUGUGUUGAUUCAUUUGCUUUACCAUGCCAAAACAAUUAUACAAAUAACGCUGUUUUCUUAUGUAUUGCUGUAGAGUUACAAUGAUAAAGUAAUUGUAUUUAAAAUCCUGUCUACAUUUUCUUUAUGCAGUUGCCUGAUUAGAUUAGAUUUGACAUUUCAGUUUGCCUGAAAAGUCAUUUCAGAAAUAAAUUUGUUAUUACAAAAUA